This is a messenger RNA of Pestalotiopsis fici W106-1, 1476 nucleotides long. RefSeq lists its product as uncharacterized. The record is from RefSeq and is a predicted model, not a curated record. Bases 1 to 1476 code for a protein of 491 amino acids. NCBI's taxonomy places the organism in Eukaryota, Fungi, Ascomycota, Sordariomycetes, Amphisphaeriales, Sporocadaceae. The transcript is spliced from 4 exons.
AUGCCACCACAGACAGAGCCCGCCACUAGCAGAGGCACGACUCAUACGGCUGUGUCCUUGCGGAAAGCUAGAAAGAGAGAGGCAGAUCGGAAAUCACAGCAGGCGGCACGCGAACGGACGAAAAAUCGGAUUGCCUUCCUCGAGGCUUUGGUCCUCGACCUUGAGCAACAGGAUCCCACCAGCAAUGCCCAAGAACUUAUCAGACAACACGACGAAGUACGUGCUGAACGCGAUUCGCUGGCGCAAGCUCUAAGCGCCAUUGAGCGCAUCAUUAAGGACCGUAAGGGCCAUCGUCCCGCGCCCGGCUCCGCCAACGCACCGCCGUGCGACAACCAGUCGUCCCCGCCACCCGACGAUGGCCAGAGAUCCGACAAUAGUGGCUUUGGUGAUACCGGAUACUUAUCGCCGCUCGCAACAGUCAGCAACUUCAACAGUGAAUGCGGAGAAAAUAAUGUGCAUGUACCGAGCAAGACCUCGGCACUGGGUCUCGAUCAAACUCUAGUCCCCGAAUCAGAGUUCAUGUUCGACGACGUUUUGCCAAUGGACGAGGUACUCACUUGCAUUCCUCCAGAUCCAAUUAUACCCCCAGCGGCAAUGUCCAAGUGCGAUUGCGCUCCGCGCUCCUCCCCGAAAGCCACAAUGGAAGGAGGGGCCAACUUGUGGAGAUAUGCGAAUGAAGUCCUUAGUGAACCUACGCCCUGGUGCCCUCAAUUGAGUGCCCAAGAAGCUAUGGUAGAGGACGAUACUCCUGUUCGAGCUAUUAUCGACGGCUGGGACGCCGUUGAGAGGCGUGCUGGUGGUCGCCUACUACCAUCAUGGCAAAAACUACGACAAAUUGAUGAAGCGAUAUUCUCAUCUUGCGCAAAGGUGGAGAGACUAGCAAUUCUGCGACUAAUGCACAUCCUGCUGCGGUUUCAUCAAGAAGGAAGCGAACAAAAACGUGAAGCGGUGCCCUUGUGGUAUCUUGCGAGGCCGUCACAGUCAAUCGCACACUCUUAUGCCAUCGACUUUUUUGCCUGGCCGGGUCUUCGUGAACGCUUCGUCUUUCAGCAGCAUCGGUACUGCUCUAAUAUGUUCUGGCAACUGUUCUGCUCCAGUCUUCAUAUACUCUGGCCGUUCGAGUUCCGAGACUGCUACUUUCGCAAUACCGACACAAAUGAGUACAAGGUCUCCCCUGCCUUCGAUGAACGAAUCAAGGAUAUAAACGUUUGGACAAUGUCGGGAGAUAUCUUCAAGAUGUGGCCUGAGUUCUUAUCCGACAUGCCCAGAUUCAACCGAGGCCCGGGCCGAGAGCUCACUUCAAAUCUCUCCAACAUUAACCGUAUGCUCAAUAGUGAAAUGAGGGGUAGUGCAGAAGACGGCUCCGAUGAAACGGGCGAAGUAAGCUUAGAUAUUGGCUAUCAAACCCAAUGGGUGAAUCAGCACGGUAGCGGCCAGCAGACAAACCUGGGUCUAGAUGCCAACCUUGAUCAAUAA